Microplitis demolitor is the source of this 1306-nucleotide messenger RNA. RefSeq names its product dnaJ homolog subfamily C member 8. The record is from RefSeq and is a predicted model, not a curated record. Bases 115 to 894 code for a protein of 259 amino acids. Gene Ontology annotation, cellular component: nucleus. The transcript has 6 exons. NCBI's taxonomy places the organism in Eukaryota, Metazoa, Arthropoda, Insecta, Hymenoptera, Braconidae.
ACACACAAGCUUGACUUGUCGGGUAUUUAUAUUAAUAAUAACAUGCAUUGUAGGUACAUAUGUUUGUAACGUAGUGUGUUCGGUGUUUAAUUAACAAAAAUAAUAAUAAUAAAAAUGGCUGCUCAAAACUCAAGUUUAUCAAAUGAUUUUUCGGAAAAAAAAGAAGAUGAAUUUAAUGAUUUUUACACUGAAGUAAAAGAAAUUGAAAAACGUGAUAGUGUUUUAACGCCUAAACAACAAAUUGACAGAUUACUCCGUCCAGGUUCAUCAUACUUUAAUUUAAAUCCAUUUGAAGUUUUACAAAUAGAUCCAGACACAGUUAUUGAUGAAAUUAAAAAAAAAUAUCGUCGUAUGUCAAUUUUGGUACAUCCAGAUAAAAAUCAGGAUGACGCGGAUCGUGCUCAACAAGCAUUUGAAAUUGUAAAUAAAGCGUGGAAGACGCUUGAAAAUGAGGAAACGAGAGCUAAAUGUAUGGAUGUUAUUGAGGAGGCUAAAGCGCGUACGGAUCACAUGAUAGCGGAAAAAAAGAAAAAAUUAAAAAGAGAAAUAAAAGAUAAUACGAGUAGUGUACCAAUGUUAGAAGAAGAAUCAGAAAAAGGAUAUAGACAUGCUGUUUGGGUUAUGACGAUGAAAUUAUUUGCUGAUAUGGAGCGUAGAAGACGAGAAUUAGCGACGAGAGAUGCAGAACAACGAAAACGAAAACGUGAAGAAGAACUUUCAGCAGAAGCACAAGCAGCUAUUGAAAAAGAAUGGCAAAAAAAUUUUGAAGAAUCAAGACAGUCACGCGUUGACAGUUGGAAAGCUUUUCAAUCAAAAUCUGGUACUACUAAUCAAAAGAAGACUAAAAAAUUAAAAUCUUUUAAACCACCAAAAACGAAGGCUGAAUCGCGGUAAUUAAUUAAUUAUUUUAUGAUACUACCGUGUUGUUUUUAUACAUCACAGACUUUAACUAAUUCUCAAAUACUUUAAUUUGAUUUUUUUUUUUUUCGUCUUUAAUGAAUAUAGUAACGUUUAAUUACAAAUCAUCUGCUUUGCCUGCAUGGCUAAUCCUCUUUAUUCAUUUUCCAUAUAUAUAUAAUUGACGUUAAACAAACUCAAGGUUCUAAAAUUAAACUGAUUGAUUUAUUAGUUUAUUGCGCUGGUUAAAAUAAUUUAGUAUUUUAAUGUGUAUAUGAUGAAAAAGAAAAAAAAAUAUAAAUAAAUACCAAAUCUUAUUUAAUUUAAAUAACAAAUACAAUACACGUACAAGGUAAUGUGUGUAUCGCUGUGAGAGUGCGUACAAUUGGUAUAUAUAUAUAUAUAUAUA